Messenger RNA from Plasmodium cynomolgi strain B, 1059 nucleotides. RefSeq lists its product as hypothetical. Lineage: Eukaryota; Apicomplexa; Aconoidasida; Haemosporida; Plasmodiidae. Bases 1 to 1059 code for a protein of 352 amino acids. The record is from RefSeq and is a predicted model, not a curated record. The transcript is spliced from 3 exons.
AUGGAAACAGAAUAUAAUUCUAAAUAUUUUUUACAAUUGUUCCAGAGUUCUGAAGAAGUUUUGCCCUCAGAAAAAUUUUAUGAUGCUAUGAAUAUGCAAUCUGAUGACUUACAGGAUUAUGAUGAAACAUGUAGUAAAAUACAGGUAAGUAAAAAGGAAAAAGAAAUAAUACCAAUUUGUAAGAAAUAUCUAAGAUUUUUAUAUAAAUCCUCAUCAUGGAAUUUUCCAACCCCUGAAGACGUUUCCUGUAUUCUAUUAAAAUAUUGGGUAUACAGUAAUCUGGUUAGUAUUUUAGAUUCUGAUUAUGGUACUAUUGUUCAAGCUUUUGGCAAUCUCAAACUGAUAUGGAGUCGCAUUGUUGCUGAACAAUCAGAUAAUUCUCUCAAUAAUAAAUGUGAUCUUCAUUUUAAUGUACCUCAUCCGGUUCACUGGAAGUAUAGUAAGGAAUUGUAUGAAUAUUAUGUUGAUUAUACAAAUCUUAUUGCUAUGGCUGCAAGGGAUGAUUAUAAUAAUUGCACAUAUUAUAAUAAAAUUAAUGAAAAGCAAAAAAUAUUUGAUUACUUUGGUCAACUUUGUGCUUCAUAUCCAAAUGUAUGCCCUGAAAUCUAUGAGCAUUUUCAGUCCUAUAAUCCAAAAUUUGUAUUACCUGCAUUACCAUGUCAUAAACAAAUGAAUCAAUCAAAUGCUCUUAUUACAAAAUAUAAUCAUUCUACAGAAUAUGAUACUUCACAUCAAUUAGAAUCCGAACCAGGUCCUGGAGAUCGUGGCGACUUUUCUGGAUUGUCACAAAAUGAAGCCCAUCCUCAGAAUGCAGAGUCACCACCUGAAACAUCCAGGUUUGCAACAAAAGUUGGCCUUUCAUUUCUUGGGGCAGCUACAGUUUUAUCAACUUCCUCUAUGUUAUAUAAAUAUACACCCUUAGGUCCCUGGAUUCGUAAUCUCCGUGGAAUCAACAUAUAUAGUAUGAAUGACAAGAAUACGUUAUUACCUUAUACACAAGAAACAGGAGAUAUGUUUUUCCACAACUCAGAAAGCUAUGUUUCAUAUCAACCAAUGUAA